This is a messenger RNA of Sinocyclocheilus anshuiensis, 1972 nucleotides long. RefSeq names its product lethal(3)malignant brain tumor-like protein 3. The transcript is spliced from 6 exons. Lineage: Eukaryota; Metazoa; Chordata; Actinopteri; Cypriniformes; Cyprinidae. Gene Ontology annotation, cellular component: nucleus. Gene Ontology annotation, biological process: negative regulation of DNA-templated transcription. Bases 281 to 781 code for a protein of 166 amino acids. The record is from RefSeq and is a predicted model, not a curated record. Gene Ontology annotation, molecular function: chromatin binding; histone binding.
UCAUGUAGAGCCAGUGUCCUCUCGUGUACUCGCCUCGAGUAGCCAGUAAAACCAGAGGAACUGCUCGGUGUCUCGCUUGGUGCGCCAUUCCCCUCUACAGACCGGAUACGUGCGCUUAUUCUGCUCUUCAGUUCAGUUCCCCACAAGGCGAACCCUGUGGAGUUCCUCCAUCACCCUUGGCAUCCAGACGUGGCGGAGCGUCCGGCAUCAGGCCUAACACUUCAAACCCGUCACCUCUGCCCCAUCACACCCGGAGAAACCCAGCACGGCAAGUGCUGCCAUGGAAACGCCGCCAAAGAAGCCCGUUGGCACGGAGACCAAGCGAAGGGUUGGUCGGCCCUGUAAAGUUCGGAAGGUCGAGGAGCUGCCGCAGGAAGAGGAAGUGGAGAGUGAGGUGUCAUCAGUCACCGAAACCAAAGAGCUGACUCUACAGCAGGCUUUGCACCAGUCUGUAUUUAUGCCGUGUUCCAGCCCAUCUCCCAGCAUGCCUCACUGCUGGGAUCAGCACAGCAAGCUCCUUCCAACAGUGGCAGGCAUCACGGCCAGUAAAGUGGCAGCGUGGAGCGUGGAUGAGGUGAUCGAGUUUAUCCAGGGACUUCCAGGCUGCAAGGAGCAAGUGCGCACCUUCAGAGAGGAGCAAAUUGAUGGCGAGGCCUUCCUCUUAUUGACUCAGGUGGACCUGGUGAAGAUCCUCAGCAUUAAACUAGGGCCGGCUCUCAAAAUAUACAACUCUAUACUAAUGUUUAAGACCACAGAAAACUCUGCCUGCAACGAACUCUGACCAGACAGACCGACAGCCAAGAGAGUUCAGAACUGCUUCAGUCAAAGGGCUCAUCAUGAAGAUUCAUACAGUACACACCACACUAUUAUGCAUGACCAACACGAUGUAGAUAAUGUCCGAAUGAGCAGGUUAAACACAUAUAAUGACAUUCAGAAUUCAUUCAGACAGACAGCACAAGAACGUCUCUGCGCUGUCAGUAAUAAUCAUAUUUGUACGCACUUAUUAACUCACAAGAUGAUUUCAUGUAGUCCCCUUUCAUCAUAGUGUCGGGGAGAAUGUAUAUUUUACUGAGGAGUUAUGGGAGCUAAAUUCAGGUGCUAAACGAAUGCAGUUACAUGCACUGAAGAGCCGCACAAUGUCUGCUUUUGAUUCUCGUUGUUUCCGUUACAACUCCUUUAAUUCAUAGCUGUAGAUAAUUUAAGUGUUUGGAAAGGUUUCUGGAUGGAGGACUAGCAGAAUGGGGUUGAAUAUCCGAGCAUUAGAUAAACACACGGAUCCUCUUUGAUUGUUUGUUUCCAGUGUGCUGUGAUGCCAUAUUAAUGCAUCAUGCCACAGUCCUUCAUUACGGUUACAGUCAUGGAUUUUAUGAGUGGAGACUAAAGUAGUAGGGUAGUGCUCUUUCUUUAUUUGUUUUGAUACAAUGGAUGUAGAAAUGGAGAACGGAGAGUAAAACUACACUCAAGGCACAAAUAAUAAUUGUGAGAGCCAUAUUGGUAUUUUGUAAUAGAAUGUAACUUAAUAUUCAGAAUGCCUUCGUGUGCACAGUGUAAGAAGAAAAGUGUCAUUUUUCAUUAAUAUACAAACGUGAGUAUUCAUUUUAUUUCUGUUGCUGAGGUAUGCAGCAUUAAAAAUACAUGAAAUUUCCCAUCUAUUUAUUUAAGUUUAAUACGUUGACUAUUUAAAAAACAAUGUGCUGAACACGUCAUUGUGGACAUGUAUGUUAACAAACCUAAACAGUUUGUGUUGAAAUGCUGUUUUUACUCACUUUUUAAAAUGAGUAAACUCACUGCACUCGGCUGGAUGAUUUCCCAUAUUCAAAACUCAUUUAUCAUGUCAAUUUUCUUCAUGCCACUAGAGCAUAUAAUGAACUGUUAGUUUGGGGAUUUCAAAUUUAAAUAUAAAAUGUGUAAAUAAGCAAUGGUUUAGAGUGGAAGUGCAGAAACCAGUGGAUGGACUACUAAACUUCACUGU